UGGGCACAGUGCAGAGCCGUGAAACCUAUGGAUGAUGCUCUACAAGACAUAUCAGUCGUAUUGUCAUCGGCUGCAGCACGACAUGUACUUUCUUACAAGCAAUAGUCGACUGAAUGAGCAAGUGGUUGAUAAAAUUAUUCUUCAGCUUAACAGAGUCUACCCCCAAAUUCUUACCAAUGCAGAAGCAGAAAAGUUCAGGAAUCCAAAGGCAUCACUCCAUACCAGACUUUCAGAUUUGAUAAAGCACCUUCAAAAGAAAGGAGACAGACACUGUCAAGAGUUUUACAGGGCUCUACAGAUCAAUGCUGAACAGCUGUAUAAUGACCUGCCAAGCAGGAAAAUCUUGAAAACCACAGAUUCCACAGAGAUAGACACUGACAAGGAGAAAUAUAUGCUAAAUGACAGGGGUCCAGUGUUUUUCGUUGCUUGUUUCAGCGUUGCUGCAGGAUUUGCAUUAUUUUGGUAUUGCUGUAACUCAGAUACGAAAGUCAUAGGAAGAGCCAGGAGAAUCUUGGGCUUUUCUCCUAUUAUUAUAGGAAGACAUGUUAGAAAUAUUUGUAUGUUGUAUUUGGAAGACAUACCAAGAAAUUAAGGAAAAGCUGCCUCUUCAUUUGUCUAUACAGUAUACCUGCCAAGGGAAGACAGCGGUGCAUGAAUAUUAAUGUACUAUACUCUCAUACCAAAGAUUUUAUUAACUCGCAUCAUUAAUAAUUGUGUUGCCUCAAGAUGUAUUCAGAAUUUCAGCUAUGUAUGUCCUUCCUGAUGGGAAUGGACCAUUUAUUUUUGUAAAUGCUUAUUUUAAAAUAUUUAUCAUUUGGAGAAAAAAUAUUUUUAAUACAAACUUUAAAAUGAUAUCCUAAGUGACCGUGGGUCUUAAGCCAUGUUUGCGUAUGUGUUUUAUACUGGAAUGAAGGAUCACAACUGUUUCAAGAAUACUAGCCUGUCUUUUGUGAUAAUUCAUUUAAAAAAAGCACUUAAAAGAAGACGUGCACUCAAAGCCUUACUAAGAAGUGGAUCUCCAUCUCAGGAUUGUCUGUUUUGUCUAGAUCCUUUGUAUUUACUGCCUGAGCUCAGGUGGGUGCUGGCACCUACGAAGUUUAUCAGUGCCAGUUAACUCUGUGUAUGCCUAGUACUUGCCGUGUUUUGUAACUCUCCUGUUCGUGCCUCAUCCCAGCCUGCCUUGUUCAUGUUCACACUCAGCUGUUGGCUGUGGUUUGCAUGCACUGGAGCUCGUGCAGACUGGCUCCCAGCCUGUGGAGGGUCCCAGGGGCUGGAAUGUCUGAUCUGAAACACGUCAAACUACCAGGAAGAUUUUUCAGAUUUGUUUCGCUUUUCCUUUUCCAGUGAAGUGUUUUGCAGUCUGUCUAUCUAAGAAACUGAAGUAAUCGUAAGAUACUUUGCAGGGACUUAAGUACCACGACAUGGGGCUUUUUUUAUGGCCAAAAAUGUGUAUGCUUACUAGAAGAGCCUGAGGUUGUUCCUAAUGUCAUUUGAUGUUAUGUUUUCAUUCGGUGAGUUGAAACCUGAAAGACUUGCACAAACCAUUGUAAUUCUUGAGAGAGAUGCAGGGAGCUGGGGCUGCAGGUGAAGCAGUUUGGGGUUUCUUAGCUUGGUCCUGCCUAGCUCAGUACAAAUGGCAGUAGUUCUGAACUGGCUGUAAGAAACGACAUUUUAAGUGGAUAGUUCUUCAGUUAGCUGCUCCAGAGUGUAAGGAGCUUGGGGAGACCAUGUCCCUGUACUUGGUGAGAAAGAUGCUUUGUGGCUCUUCAUUCACUGACUGAAUGAAGAGAUUUCCAGAUCAAAUCAAAUAUCACCUGAAUAAAAAUUGCAGCUACAUUACAAGUUACCAUGCACUGGAGGAUCCCAUGUGAAAUUUUCAGUCAUUUGGAGUUGUUUUUCUCAGAACAGUCAGACUGAAAAUUGUCUUCCAGCUUUAAACUUUAUUCAUGCUAUAAAAAUGUCACCGUCUUCUCCAAAGCAAAUCAUCUUGUAGUAAUUGUAUGUCCUUCCAGGACAGCAUACACCUGAUACAGUAAUAAGCAUAUAGUCCAGAGGAGGAAUUGGGUACAGGGCUAAAUUUUCAAAUAAAAGACCCCAAGAGUAUUUGUGGGAAAUGUCUUGAGAGAUGAAAAAGGGCUCAGAGGAUGCUGAUUUUACUCUUCUGAUAAAAUGUUUUUACCUAAGGCAUUGGUGUGUGGUUGGGACGUGAGGCAACCCCAUGUAGAGGUAGCCACAGCCUUCAUUAGGUCGAAUCUCAAGAACAGAUGUUGUGUCUUUGGGGCCAUCGCUCGUGGGAGUGCAGCUCAUCUCGAAAGACCCAGGUGGAAUCAGAUGGGCUGCAGGGAUAACCCUACAGCCACGUUGUAAGUCAGCACAAGCUGUUUGGUUCAGUAUUUAUUCCAGCUCUGGGAAGACGAGCUCCCAGGUGCCGGGUUGACACUGUGAACAGUGCCUUUGCCAGCCACGCAGCUGCAGCCUGCUCCUUGGACUGUAGAGCUGGCCGUUCCCUGACCGACAGCUCCCCUGGUGUAACUGUGCAGAAUCUACAGAAGAGUUUUCUGUGGAGACAGGUAGACAUACCCCGGGAUCAGCAGUGGCCUGAGAGAUAUUAUAAGCCUGACUGCUGCAGUGUAAAAUGUGGAAUGAGACAAAUGCCGUGUGAACAAAGUACCACCCAGCAGGGCUGUUUGUUUAGACCUCUUUGCCCCUGUUUCCACCCCACCAGCUCUUGCGUCUCUUCAAUCUAAUCUCCACGGGGACUCAUUAGUGAGAAAAUGCUGAUGGAACUGAGCAUGUUUCCUACAAAACUAGCUAAUCGCAAGGCUCUGCUGCCCUUGUUACACAAUGAUCUGCUGUUGUGCUGCCUUCCAUCUUGGGAAGUGCUUUAAUUCUGUUGUUUUUGUCUCUGCCUUGCCUUGUGUUCAAGGUGACAACAGGUUUUGGGUCUUUUUCCUCCGGGAAAACAGCUCUAAUUUAUAACAUUUGAACUGAAAUGCUCCUUUCCUCACAGAUGCUUACCUCCUAUAGCAGCCCCUUAAGGGACUAGAAAAACUACACCUGAAAUCUAAAGGGGUUUUAAAUCUUUGCCUUGAAGCCAACUUUGAAACCUCAUUAGAUGAACAAUAUUCCAUUUUACAGAAAAAAAAAAAAUUCUUCAAAGUAAUCACAGAAGCCACAUCUCAUUUUGAAACAGAAACAGAGGCCUUAUUUCUGCUAGGCAGAUUCUUCUGUUUAGAUUAGCCACCGUGUUACCUUUUGAAUAACAGAUUGCAAAUUGUGAGCUGUUACUGAAACCUACAGAAGUUACCAGUGCCUUAUUUAAUCUGAAGGUGAGAAUCUGCUAUACUUACUGGGUCAAGGAUGCCUUGCAGUGCAAGGAACCUUCUCAGGUUGAUAAAAUUGCCCCAGGAGUACACUGGCUGUGCAUUAGGACACGGUCCUCCCAGUUCCUUAAACCCAGGGGCUUUCUUGAGCCUUGUUAACCACAGGGAAUAGGAAAGCUUACUAAAGGCUAUGGCUGUAUUUCUUCCCUUUCUGAGGUUGCUUGAGAUGAAGAUGCCUUUCAGGGGAAAAAAAAAAAAUCCAGGAUGAGCUAUGCCCAGUGUUAGGACUGGGAAGAGAGAGGAAAAAUGAGUCUUGGUUUAUCCCAGUGUUGUUAGUUAAAGGACGCAACAGCAAAGAGUAGGAAAUAAUCUGUUCCUUUAUUAUUGCUAGUUUUUAAUUUAAAAAGUAAAAGUGAGGGUAGCUGUAAAAUUGUCACGUGCAUAAGCUGGGAGACAUUCUUUCUCUUGGAAGAUUUUUCUUUAGGGAACAAAAAGUGAGGUUUAAUACACUUCUCUGCAAGCACAUCUAUGCAGCACAUGCAGACAGCAGAUGAAGUGAUAAUUCCAUCUUCAGUUCCUUAAGGAAGCUUGUAUGUACCUGUGUGGGAGUCAGGUCCUUCUAGGCAAGCAGUGUUAUUUACUCUGAAAUAAAUCACAUGGGGCCUUGGAUGAGCUUGUGUUGCUGCAGAAUGCCAGCUUCCCUGUCGAGUCAAGAAUAGCUUGGCGUUUGCUGCUGAAACUGUACUGGUAUUUAGGAAUGUGCUUUACUUUAUGUGCAGGGAAGUUGUCCUGGCUGUGCAAAAUUCAGCAGGUGAUUACAUGUGCAGAGGAUAGAGGCUAUUCUUGUGAAUGCUGUGGUUCUUGUGCUGUAGACAGUAAACAUACAGGAGCUAAUAAAAAGCAGACAUAUUUUCAACAUACCCUCUCUCACCUUGUGCAACUCUCGUUGAAAAAGUAAAGUGUUUUCUUUUCCCUACAGCAUAAACAGCACUGUCCUUUAGCGGCGCUGUGGGCUGAGGAGUCAAAUGGCUAUUGCAUGAGGGAUGCUGUCCUGGCGGGCUGAUCGUGGCUCUCGGGAAAGAGAUGAGCAAGGAGAAGCUGUGGGCUCUGGAGGGUGGGAGCGUGCAGAUUGUCAAACAGUUGGUGUCCCUGCCAGCUUAGACUCUGCUCUGCAGCGAGCACCUUGCACAUGGAGUUGCUGCAGCUCCCACCAGGGACUGUCCCCCUUUGCUGCUUUGUGACUUGGGUGUGAAUCCUGAGGGGAGGGAAGGGGGGAUGAGCUCCACACUCUUCAGCCUGGAGGACUCCUGAUACCUAGCCAUAAACCAUCUUCCCUCCUUGUCUUUUUCUUAUGAAUGGGCUUUUUGAUUUAAAGUAAAGCUGAACUGCCUCUGUCUUGGUGGUAAUUUUGAGGCUAUCUGGAUUCAAGGACAAGAGUUCGCCAGUGUGAUAAGCCCUCAGCAGAGCAUGCAGGCAGCUGGCCCAAGCCAUAUAAACAGUUAAGGCAAGAGUGUCUGCAUGCAGAGAGCGCUAGGAAGCAAAGUGACAGAUCAUGCAAUUAAUUUUCACAGUUCCAUUUAAAGACAGACUGCUAUUUAAAGUACUUCAGUGAAGUAUGAUGUGCCUGCAAGCCAGAGCUGGAAUAAAGUGAUAAUUCAUUCUGGGACAUACUGGGCUACUUCAUAGCUGCUGGCUAGAGUUUUCAAAGCUGCUGAGGCAAAGUUACUCUUUUUGUUUCUUUCACUUGUGAUUUUUUUUUCUCAUACUGUAAUAAAUUGAAAACAGAUUUGGUCAAAGUUUGCAGUUGUGGAUGCUUUUCAAUGCUGUUCUGUAUGCACAAAUGUUAUUCCCGAGAGAUGCCAUGCCAUAGCUGCAUAAUCAGCGUUGAUGUUACACUAAGAAAUGCAGUUUGCUGUAUUUCAUAGGUCCUGUGUUUUGUAAUAAUUUCUCCUAAUGUAUGUCUUCUUGAAUUCUGUAGACAUUAAUGGAAUUUGGUUUUUAAUGAGGUGAAGCUGGCAAUUAAAUUGAAAUAAAAUCUGUACUGAGAAAAAAAA
Tyto alba (common barn owl) is the source of this 5377-nucleotide messenger RNA. It is a transcript of the gene CARD19, whose product is annotated as caspase recruitment domain family member 19. The record is from RefSeq and is a predicted model, not a curated record. Gene Ontology annotation, cellular component: mitochondrion. Gene Ontology annotation, biological process: regulation of apoptotic process. Lineage: Eukaryota; Metazoa; Chordata; Aves; Strigiformes; Tytonidae. Bases 32 to 592 code for a protein of 186 amino acids. The transcript has 6 exons.